Messenger RNA from Pygocentrus nattereri (red-bellied piranha), 3978 nucleotides. It is a transcript of the gene gprin3b, whose product is annotated as GPRIN family member 3. Lineage: Eukaryota; Metazoa; Chordata; Actinopteri; Characiformes; Serrasalmidae. Gene Ontology annotation, biological process: neuron projection development. The transcript is spliced from 2 exons. Bases 196 to 2553 code for a protein of 785 amino acids. Gene Ontology annotation, cellular component: plasma membrane. The record is from RefSeq and is a predicted model, not a curated record.
GAGAGAGAGAGAGAGAGAGAGAGAGAGAGUGAGUGGAUGUGUGUGGAGAGGACGAGCUGCGCGGUUGGAACCCGAAACCGAGAAGGAUGUAAGACAAAGACGAAGCAGGGAAGCGUUGGAGGGACAGUUAGGCUUCCAAGAUAUCCACACUGAUUUUGGAAUACCAACAACUGAAGUGAUACCACUGGACUCAGGAUGGGAACUGUCCCUAACCCCAAAAGGACUGUUACUGUUCAAAUGGUCCCACAGCUGUCUGGUAUGGAUACUUUGGGUAACAAAGAGACAAAUGCCAACUGGGACCAGGAAUCAAACUUAAACGUGAAGCGCAGUCACUCCUCUGCUCAAAAAACAAAACCUGAUCAGGAUAAUAUGCAUUUAAAGUCCCCCAAUGCAGGUCCCACAAACCUUGGAGAAAAGCUCUUGGAAGGGACAUCCAACUCUCCUUUAUAUGACAGUGGAGGUCACAAGAACCUUGGGGCCCAGGAUCGCGCAAAUAUCAAGACAGGUCCAUGUGCGAACAAUGCUGAGGAAAGUCACAAGGAUGGCAAUGCUAAUUCAAGACCACUAUCAGCCCUUUCUGCCAAAAGGGAGGAUGUGUGUGUGACUAGCCCGUCAUCUGUAGUUACGUCGCCUAAAGUUGACAAGGAGACGAAUGGCAAUGGUGCAAAAAUGGCAACCAAAAGGGAGGGGUGUGAGGACAAACUACAGAGUAGGGCUUCAGUGACAGAGGAAACCAUUUCUUCUACAGGUACAAUGCACAAUCAAAAGCUAAGCCACGCUAGUGACCCAAAGCUGAUGGGCUGUGCUGCGAUGUCACCCCAACAGAAUGCACCUACCAGCUCUAGAAACUUAAACAAGGACGUUUCCCACUUACCUGAAUUGAAAGAUUCAAGUUGCUCAAUGAAAUCAGGCCAAGCUGUGACAACCAGCUUGGAUCUGAUGAAGCAACCACUACCAGAAUCAACCAGGAAAGCUCAAGGAGCAGGUUCCUCCAAAGAUUUAAAAUCAGAAGUUUCAAAAUCAGCAGAGAUCUUUCAGCCAACACAUAUCAAUGAGAAACCUGAGACAGGUGUUACCCAACAAUCUGUCAAGGCACAGCCCACACCUGUUAAAGAGGAAGGUCGCUGCUACAAAUCAGAAUGCUCAGAAAACAGCGCAGAGCCCCUGGUGACCUCACAAAUUUCUUCUCUCCACAAUACAAUACCAGUAAGCAGUAUCCCUCUUUCUCAUGACACCUCCUCUCAUGCUCAGCUGACUGACGAAGCAGUUCAAACACAAGGCUCUGCCUCGGAGGAAAACAAGAAGACACACUGUAAGCUGUACCGUGAGGCUUCCACCAUGACAUCAGCAGCAGAUUGUGGCUCCUCGCCCUGCAAGCAACACCAAGACGUGGAAGUGCAGGCUGUGGCUGCGGUCUGCAGUCGAGCUGUGGCAACAAGUCCCAGUCUUUUUACGCACCAACCCAACCAGGCAUGCAUCUCUUCUCAGACGAAUGAAACAGAGAGCCUUGCAGUGGUUUAUAAAAUGGACAAUGCGGCGGCUCCUUCACUUGUUCCCUCACAGAUUCUGAUGGGCACGUCAGUUAGUUCAUGUGGUCAGUCUAUAAUGACCGUAUCAGAGAAGGUUCCUCAACCUGGCAGUGUUUCAGUACACACUGAUGCUGCUCUACAACAGGAGUCUAGGCUUGGAGCCAAACCCAAAGAGCCAGGGCCUCCUCUGCUCAAUGCCCAGAAAGGAUAUCCACCCCUUCAACCAGUUUAUCAGAUCAAUAUAGAGACGGUCAGCCAAAAUAAGCCUUCAGCUGAAGCUAGCUGCCACAGUCAGGGCUACAAAGCCUCCCCUGUGCUUUCUACUUCAGAUUCGUCGAAUCAGGACUCUAUGCGGAAAGGCCUUUGUGAGAUGCCGACCACAGCAUCAGAUCAGGCCUGUCGAGUUCUGUCUGACACAAGUGCUCAGUCAGAGCAACCAGUCAAGCCUCCUGCUGCUAAAUGCCCCCUUUCACAGGCUGAGCCCCCUCCGCAGGACACCGUUUCUCAUGUAGAAGACAAGGCCAAAACAGAGGCUGCAAAAGUAGUUCCUACGCCAUCUUCCAAGCUUCCAUGCUCCACAUCGGAGGACAAGAAGAAAACAGAGCAGCCAACAGACAAAGCCAAAGCUAAAGCUGCUGUGGAGUCUUCAAAACAGAGUGGUUCCAAGUUGGAGCCAGAGAGGAAUAAAAAGGAGGAGGAGAAGGCAGCGAAGCAGACCAAGAAGAGUGUCCAUGACGUAGUGUGGGAUGAGCAGGGCAUGACGUGGGAGGUCUAUGGCGCAUCGCUGGACCCCGAGUCACUCGGCUUUGCUAUCCAGAGUCACCUCCAGUGCAAAAUCAAGGAGCAUGAGAAAAAGAUAAUGGCUCGGACGACGUUCAGGAAAUCCAUGUCAGGUGGAGCGUCUGACUCGCCAUUGGGGAGGAAAAGCAAGCGAAGGCAGGCUAAUGUGUUCAGGUCCAUGUUCCAAAAUGUCCGACGACCCAACUGUUGCGUACGCCCAUCACCAUCAUCGGUGUUGGAGUGAGAACUGCUAAGUAAUCGUGGUCCUACAAGAUUGUUCUAGUGCAAAGCAUGACAGAACUACCCCCAUUCCUGAUGAUGGAUUUGUGGCAUUUAAACCCUAUUGGUGAUAUGAGUGUUAGAAGGUGGAAAACAGUGUUAGAGGAAAUAUUUUUAGAGACUAAAAAAGCUAUUUAUGUGGAGAGUCAAGUCAUAGCAGUAUUUAGAGUGAAAUGGCAAUAAUAAUACUUAAUACAGUGUUGAUAACAGAACAAAUUUAGUUAUAUGCAUGUAUAUUUGUUCAAAUGGCCAGCUAUUAACCUCACAUUGUGGAAUCCACAUUUAUGCAUUGCACUGAUUAUCAGAUGUAAGCAUACUAAUUAUACAUUUUUUUUCCACAACAUUUUGCAAAACCUUGUGCAGUUUAAUUAUUAUUGUACUCUCAGUACAGUAAAGUGUUUGGUAAAUAUUUGUUUUGCAUUUCUGAAAGUGGACUGGCCCCAUUUUUAGCAUUUAAUGAGUUCUCAAAGUUUCAGAGAUUCAUUACAAUUACUUAGACUUGAUAGAGUAAAAAAUCCACAAUAUGUUGUGCUUGUUGUUCUGCAUAAACUAAGCCUGUGCCAUUCAACCGUAGUGUUACCCUGAUUUUAUAUUAAAAUCAUCAGGAGAAUACUGUUUACUCUCGAUGUAUUCAAUUUUUCCAUAAGCAGUGCCUUUUUGACUUAUGUUUGUGCUUCGUUUAAAUAUGUACACACUUUGAAGUAAAAGUAAAUUGGAAUGCUUAAUGCAUUUUGCUUCGAUACCACAUCGUAUGUUAGGCUACGUUCACAUUUCCAGGUUGAAGUGACACAAAUCCGCUUUUUUGACCUAAUGUGACUCAGAUCUGAUGUUUUCAGGGCUGUGUGGACACGCAAAUCUUGUGUUCUUAGAUCGUAUAUGUAUCCAAUUCGUGGUCAUGUGACCUUAUUGUGAACGCUCAGAUCAAAAUUCAUGCGUUUUUUUUUUGUGUGCACCAGUAGAAUCAUUCAACGUUACCAUGGCAGCUUUACCAGAUAAAAAAGCCUGUAAACAAUGAAAAAAGCAACACAUCUUACCUUGUUUACGUCUGAGAGCUGGUCAGAGUUAAUUAUCUUCGCAGCGAAGGCUCAUUCUGCUUGUUAGUUCGUUUGCUGAUGAUGCACGUGACGCAUACAACUCAUCUACAUGACGUUACUGAGUAGGAUGUGCGCAUCCGGGUCAUUUCAGGACACUGCUUCGUUCACAUUAAUGACAGAUUUGAAUCACUUACCUGUGCCAUUGUGUCAGAGAUGUCGGAUUUGAGCAAAAUAUCGGAUUUGAGCAAUAUUAUUGGCUAAUAUCUUUUUUUUCUGCAAAAAAUGGAUGGAAUAUAUGGCGAAUGAAACAUGUAUGAUUUACCUUCAUAAAUUGUUUGAUGUGAAGUAAGCUGCAA